AUGUCGUUUGACGCGCAAAAUCGGUACCGUGUGGUGGAGCUUCUCAGGAGUCUCUAUGCCAGUCCCAACGUGGAAGGAGAACGUGAGACAAUAUUGGCAUUGGCUAAUUUGGUGCAGCAAGGCAAUGCGCAACUUGUUUUGGACGAAAUCAAGGAGUAUCUCAAGCGCGGACUUCCGGUAGAACAAGAACGGUCCAUGAUUAUCUUGGACCAAUUGUUGCUUAAUUGCAUGCCUCAAUUUGCCGGUAUGGUCUCAUCUGAAAAAUGGACCGAACGUCUCUUGAAGGUUGCAAAGUCUGCGACGGUGGAAAGUGUCACAUAUAAGAUUAUUGAAACUGUUAUUAUGUGGCAAAAGAGGUACCGCACCGAUGGAUUCAAACGUUGUGUGCUUCGCUUUUCCCAAAGCAAAGUUUUGGGAGAAACCUUCAACCGAGUUUUGCACCGAAUUAAUGCGGAACAACGCUCCUUGACGCGCAGCAGAAAUCAGAGUCGGGAUAGUGCUGGACAAGAGGAAGUUGGGCAAACGGACAAACAUCAUGCUCUUAAUCGAGCAGAAACUAUCCUGCUUGAGGCCCAGGGUGAUCUUGCCUCUCUGGAGUACGCCCUUGAACACCCUCAUAUUCUUCAUGAUGAGGAUAUCGCUAAGGAGUGCAAACAACACAAGUUACGUUGCAUGCGCUUACUCGAGACUGGCCAGCAUGAGGAAUAUGCAUCGGAGCUUAUGCAGUUAAUUGAGCGCUUCUCGGAAGCGUUGGAACUGUAUGAGGCAAUGACCGGUCUUGACAUGGGCGAAGGUGAGGCAGCUCGAAGACGCGCUUUGUAUGGGGACGACGGAGGUGGGGAAACACUGGACAGCGACGAUGAGGAGCACGCGAGGCGACUUCGUGAGCGUGCCGCCCCAAAAGAGAAUGCUGAGCAGGUUAUGUUGAAAGCCCAAGAAGCCACACAACAGUUGGUCCAGCAGGAGCGCUCUAUAACAGCAGAACUACGCAACCAGCUUGAAGAACUACGCCGCAAGCAUGAAGAACUACAAAAUAAAUACAAGGAUGCAAAGGUCAAAAAUAGAGAUGCCGUGGCUGCUUUGGAAGAAUACGCAGAUCAAAUUGAAGCACUCAAGGCUGGAGGCGCCAAUUUCAAUAAUGCUACAGCCAUGUUUGGGGCAAGUGGUAAGGGGGCACAGGCCGUCUCCUCGAUAUCGGUAGAGAUGGGAAGAAGAAUGCGUGACAAUGUGCAGGUCAUGCGUCAAUCCCUACGGGAAAUACGGGAGCAAUAUGCCGCUGAUAUCAAAAAGGAAAGUGCAUAUUAUUCCUCUCAACUGACCAGUGCCAUUGCUUCUAUUGUUGCUGCUUCACAACGGGACCGCCAGGCGGAUCACAAGGCACUGUUGUGGACACAGGAGUUAUACAAGAAGGAGAUGAAACUCCGUAAACAGUACUACAAUACAAUUCAAGAACUAAAAGGAAAUAUUCGUGUGUACUGUCGUGUUCGCCCGCUGACACCUAAAGAGAUUAGCGGAGGUCAUAAUUCUGUAAUGGAAUUUCCUAGCACUGACGAACUCAAGUUUGUUGAUCAGAAUGGUCGCCCGAAGCUUUUUGAGUUUGAUGAGGUGUAUCCGCCAGCCGCAACUCAAGCAAAGGUGUUUGAGGACACAUGUCCCCUUAUUGACAGUGUCGUGGAUGGUUACAAUGUUUGCAUCUUUGCCUAUGGACAAACUGGGAGUGGCAAAACAUAUACCAUGGGUGGAGGAGAAGGGGAGUUAAAAGGCAUCAAUACACGAGCACUGGAGCGCCUUUUCCAAGUCAUUGAGGAACGCGAAAACACGGAAGAGUCCACUGUUGUAAUUUCGGUACUUGAAAUUUAUUGCGAGAAUAUUCGUGAUUUGUUGGGUCCUAAAGAUGCAGGAAAGUUAUCUUACGAGGUAAAGCAGGGUGGACCAUGCGGCACAUACGUGACAAAUCUCACUGAGGUGCCGGUGAAUUCGCCAAAAGAAAUUCAUGACAUCAUGGCUCGCGCAAAUCGAUGCCGAAGUGAGGGACAGACCAAUAUGAACGAGCAUUCAUCCAGGUCGCACAUGGUUCUGUAUAUUGUGGUUCGAACAACGAAUAAACAGACGAGAAUGCAGAGCUUUGGAAAGCUUUCUUUGGUUGACUUGGCAGGGAGCGAACGACUUGAAAAGAGUGGUGCGGAGGGGCAACAGAUGAAGGAAGCAGUUUCCAUCAAUAAAUCCUUGUCCGCAUUAGGAGACGUCAUCUCUGGGCUUGCACAGAACAGCAAGCACGUUCCUUUUCGGAACUCUGUUUUGACGUUCCUUCUGCAGGAUUCCAUGUCCGGACAGGCGAAGGUUCUCAUGUUUGUAUGUGUCAGUCCUGCAAGCUACAAUUGCAGUGAAAGCAACAGUUCCCUGCAGUUUGCGUCCCGUGCCCGUGGCGUGGCGUUUGGACAAAUCAAAAAGAACACCGUGGUAGCGACUUAA
This is a messenger RNA of Trypanosoma cruzi, 2472 nucleotides long. Its product is annotated as C-terminal motor kinesin, putative. Gene Ontology annotation, biological process: microtubule-based movement. The transcript has a single exon. Bases 1 to 2472 code for a protein of 823 amino acids. The record is from RefSeq and is a predicted model, not a curated record. Gene Ontology annotation, molecular function: microtubule motor activity; phosphatidylinositol binding; ATP binding. NCBI's taxonomy places the organism in Eukaryota, Euglenozoa, Kinetoplastea, Trypanosomatida, Trypanosomatidae.